CCAAGAGGGCCGUUGGUGGGAGGGUGGGGUAUGUGAACUCUUCGGCCUUAGGAUUUUCUUUCAGACCAGCCUGAGACUUCCAGCUCUGCGAUGCCCUCAGGCUUUUGGGAGAGGUGCUUCUGGUUGUGGGGGCUCCUUCUCUGGCCCAGCAUUGGAAGCUCAGGGGAUGCACCGACUACCCUACAGCCCAAAUGCACCGACUUCCAGAAUGCCAACCUUCUCCGAGGCACCAACCUCCAAGUCCAGUUUCUCCUCUUUACCCCUUCAGACCCCAGCUGUGGGCAGCUAGUGGAGGAAAGCAGUGACAUCCAGAACUCCGGGUUCAAUGCCUCUCUGGGAACCAAGCUAAUUAUCCAUGGAUUCAGGGCUUUAGGAACAAAGCCUUCUUGGAUUGAUAAAUUCAUCAGAGCCCUUCUGCGUGUAGCAGAUGCUAACGUGGUUGCCGUGGACUGGGUUUACGGGUCUACAGCGGUCUACUUCUCAGCUGUGGACAAUGUGGUGAAGCUGAGCCUUGAGAUCUCCCGUUUUCUCCACAAACUCCUGGUUCUGGGUGUGCCGAAGUCCUCGAUCCACGUCAUUGGUGUUAGCCUGGGGGCCCACGUUGGGGGCAUGGUGGGACAUUUCUACAAGGGCCAGUUGGGACGAAUCACAGGCCUGGACCCUGCUGGACCAGAGUAUACCAGAGCCAGCCUAGAGGAACGCUUGGAUCCCGGAGACGCCCUGUUUGUGGAAGCCAUCCACACAGACACUGACAAUUUAGGUAUUCGGAUUCCUGUUGGACACGUGGACUACUUUGUCAAUGGAGGCCAAGACCAGCCUGGCUGCCCAACCUUCAUUCACGCAGGUUACAGUUACCUGAUCUGUGAUCACAUGAGGGCCGUGCAUCUCUAUAUCAGUGCGAUGGAGAAUCCGUGUCCGUUGAUGGCCUUUCCCUGCGCCAGCUACAGGGCCUUCCUUGCUGGACACUGCCUGGAUUGCUUUAAUCCUUUUCUGCUCUCCUGCCCAAGGAUAGGCCUGGGGAAUCAUGGUGGUGUCAAGAUAGAGCCGCUUCCCAAGGAAGUGAAAGUCUACCUCCUGACCACUUCCAGGGCUCCAUACUGUGUGCAUCACAGCCUCGUGGAGUUUUACUUGCAGGAGCCGAGAAACAAGGAGACCAACAUCGAGAUCACCUUCCUCAGCAGCAACGUCACCUCCUCAGUUAAGAUCACCAUACCUCGACAGCAGCUCCAAGGAAAAGGCAUCAUGGCCCACCCCAACCCGCUGUGCCAGAUACACGAAGUAAAUCUCAAGCUUCAGGCUUCCAACCGAGUGUGGGAAAAAACGGCUUCCAUUGUCGGGAAGUUCUGCAUGGCCCCUCUGCCCAUCAAUGACAAUGAAAGGACGGUGUGCUUACCCGAGCCAGUGAGCUUACAAACAAGUGUGACUGUUUGUCAUGACCUGAAAAUAGCCUGUGCGUAGUGUAAGCCUGGGCAGGACACGUCCCCUGGAUUUGGUGGGCACAGGAGGUGAGAUAUGCAUGUGUGCAGCGUGUUCUAGAGCACUGCUGUGAGGAAGGAAGGUAAAAUCUUUGAUUAUUUUCUCUGUAAUCUGCUAUCUUGGAGGGGAGAGCUGACCUUCAUUGGAAAAUUCAUUUGAAAAGCCAUACCUAGAUCGGUUUUGUCUUUCUUAUUCAUACGUAACUGCACUUGUGUCAUAUUCUCAGGCAUCCCAGCUGUACUCGGGAGUCAAGAGAAACAUAUAAAUGGAAGCUUUUUAAAAAAUUAAAUUUCAUGCAACAUCUGAGUCA
Molecule: messenger RNA, 1786 nt
Organism: Tupaia belangeri chinensis (Chinese tree shrew)
Lineage: Eukaryota; Metazoa; Chordata; Mammalia; Scandentia; Tupaiidae
Gene: PLA1A
Product: phospholipase A1 member A
Exons: 11
Coding region: 91-1458 (455 amino acids)
Biological process (GO): lipid catabolic process
Molecular function (GO): glycerophospholipid phospholipase A1 activity
Source: RefSeq, a predicted model, not a curated record